Molecule: messenger RNA, 1482 nt
Organism: Pterocles gutturalis (yellow-throated sandgrouse)
Lineage: Eukaryota; Metazoa; Chordata; Aves; Pterocliformes; Pteroclidae
Gene: PLD5
Product: phospholipase D family, member 5
Exons: 11
Molecular function (GO): catalytic activity
Source: RefSeq, a predicted model, not a curated record
GGUGCCCUGGUGAUCAGUGUGCCUGAGGAGUUGCUGACUGCUAUGAUGAAGAGCAGAAGCCCAGGACCAGUUGUAAUUCACAUGUCCAGUGACAGGGAAGUUAGGAACUCUGCUUUAGAGCAUGCAGUUGGUCCUCCUGUACAACAGAAUGAUAUCCAGCCAGAUUCUGAAUAUAAAGACAAUCAAGAGAUGAAAAAUCUUCCAACAAAAGAGAGGGUUGCUCUUGUGGAAAAUAUUCCUGAAGGGAUCAACUAUUCAGACAGUGCACCAUCCCAUUUGUCUCUUUUCCAAGGCUGGAUGAAUUUGCUUAAUAUGGCUGAAAAGUCUGUUGACAUAGUAUCUUCCCAGUGGGACCUCAAUCACAGUCAUCCAUCAGCAUGCCAGGGUCAGCGUCUUUUUGAAAAAUUGCUUGAACUGGCAUCCCGAAAUAUUGAGAUAAAACUAGUGAGUGAUAUACUGCCUGUGGAAUCAAAGGUAUUAAACGACUUGAAAACAAAGGGUGCUGAAGUGUUGUAUAUGAACAUGUCAGCGUACAAUGAAGGCCGGCUUCAGUCAUCUUUCUGGAUUGUUGAUAAACAGCAUGUGUACAUUGGAAGUGCCAGCCUGGACUGGAGAUCAUUGGGACAGAUGAAGGAACUUGGUAUCAUCGUAUACAACUGCAGCUGCCUAGUCCUGGAUUUACAAAGGAUAUUUGCCCUGUAUAGCUCAUUAAGAUACAAGAAUAAAUUACCUCCGAGUUGGUCUAAGAGACUAUAUGGAGUGUACGAUACUCAAAAUAAACUGACACUGCAGCUGAACGAGACAAAAUCAGAAGCUUUUGUGUCGAAUUCACCUAAACUCUUCUGCCCAAAGGACAGAGUCCUGGAUAUUGAAGCUAUAUACAGUGUUAUCGAUGAUGCAAAGCAGUUUGUGUACAUCGCUGUCAUGGACUACUUGCCGAUCGUCAUUGACACCAAUGCUAAACGGUACUGGCCAUAUUUAGAUGGGAAGAUAAGAGAAGCAUUAGUUUUACGAAGUAUUAAAGUACGGCUUCUCAUAAGUUUCUCAAGAGACACGGAUCCCCUUACUUUUAACUUUGUUUCAUCUCUGAAAGCUAUUUGCACUGAAGUUCCAAGCUGUAGUUUGAAAGUUAAAUUCUUUGACCUUGAGGAAGAGAGUGCAUGCUUCCUUAAAGAACAGAAGAACACUUCCCUUCCCAAAUUAAAUCGUAACAAAUAUAUGGUGACUGAUGGAGCUGCAUACAUUGGUAAUUUUGAUUGGGUAGGAAAUGCUUUUACGCAGAACGCUGGAGCUGGCCUUGUUAUCAACCAAGCAGACGCGGGGAACAGCACAAGCAUCAUUAAGCAACUCAAGGCUGUUUUUGAAAGGGACUGGUAUUCACAUUAUGCCAAAAGUUUACAACCAACAAAAAUCCCAAACUGCUUUAAUCACAAACUGAAUAAAGCAGCAUCGAAUAAGACUGCCAUGAGCAACGUGAAUUAG